This is a messenger RNA of Phascolarctos cinereus (koala), 819 nucleotides long. It is a transcript of the gene LY6D, whose product is annotated as lymphocyte antigen 6 family member D. Gene Ontology annotation, cellular component: cell surface. The record is from RefSeq and is a predicted model, not a curated record. Gene Ontology annotation, biological process: lymphocyte differentiation. Lineage: Eukaryota; Metazoa; Chordata; Mammalia; Diprotodontia; Phascolarctidae.
CUCUGCAGGGAGAGGAGGGGCCCUCAUUCCACCUUGGGUGUGAUCUCAGCAACAUGAAGUCUCUCCUGAUGCUCCUGGCAGUGGCAGCUAUCACCAUAGGGCAAGCCCAAGCUCUCCAAUGUCACGUCUGUGAAAGUGCUGACAAUUGCAAGAAAGCAAUCCUCUGUCCCGGUUCUUCUCACUUCUGCAAAACAACCAUCAGCUUCCAGCGAUUGUCAGGGAACCUUGUGAAGAAGGAAUGUGCUGACUACUGUGCUGCACAGAAUAGUGAUGCGGGUCAGACCCAACCCCAGAUCCGGUGCUGUACAACAGACCUGUGCAAUGCUGGAAUUGAGAACUCAGCUCCCAUCCCCACGCUUCUCAGCCAUGCUGUCCUGGCCCUCAGCCUUACCCUGGCCCUGGUCUCUAUUCUCUACUGACCCAGCCUGUAACCUAUGGGAGCCUUAGCCAGGCCACAACCCACCCCCCACCCCAAGCCUGUCCUGGAAGGUUCUGAGCCUUCUCUCCACACAACUCCAGCCCAGCUCUAUGUCCCUCCCCAAUCCAUUAACUUCCUCUCCAAACUCCUAUUAGUCUCCCAGGAUAAGGGGCACAUAAGGAAGGGGGUCUCAUUACUCCCAGGGGUCCAGGAAGUCAGUUCUGCUCCUUACUUCCCUCAGAACAUAAACAUCUCAACUGUCCACUCAGAGAGUCACCCUCACUAGGCGCUCCUGCCAGAUCCGUCCAGGGACUCAGAGAUCCUGGCCCAUUAAUCAGGAUCACUUCUCAGCAGACCCUUGGAUUUCACCUGGCGGUGGGGAGAAGAAAGGGGAGGAGGGA